AUGGACAAGGAUGAGCAAUCCUCCCCCUUUACUAUUCUCUCAGAGCGACACAAAAAAUGGACCAUCACAAUCACAUCCCUGGUGACAUUUGUGUCACCAGUCUCGGCAAAUAUCUAUUAUCCGGCUCUUAAUGAAAUGACACGCGAGCUCCAUGUCUCCUCAUCAGACAUCAAUUUAACUAUCACAGCCUUCAUGGUUGUGCAAGGUCUAGGCCCCUUUUUCGUGGCUAGUUUGUCAGAUACCUAUGGUCGUCGGGCAACAUCGAUCGCCUCUCUCCUUGUCUAUCUGGCUGUGAACAUUGGUCUAGCUCUACAAACCAGCUACCCUGCCCUGAUGACCCUCCGGUGUUUGCAAAGCUUUGGCAGUAGUACGGCUUCAAUUAUCUGUACUUCUGUGGCAGCGGACUUGGUACCACGAGCCGAACGUGGACGGUACAUGAUAUAUUCGACGCUGGGUGUGACAGUUGGUCCGGCUGUUGGACCUAUCAUAGGUGGUAUUCUGACGCAGUUUCUGGACUGGCGUAGCACCUUCUGGUUCCUUGCAAUUUUUGCAGGAAUUAUGGCAACUUUGAUGCUGGUCUUUGUACCAGAGACCUGUCGUGCUGUGGUGGGAAAUGGGUCCAUUCCACCUCCCCGUUGGAACAUCCCUCUCAUUCAAUGUUUUCGUCACAAGGCAGAUGGCAGCGAACAUGAAAACCACCCUGAAACCGGGAAGCGGCCAGCUCCAACUCAACGGCCAACCCCUUUGGACACCAUCAAAGUGGCAAUGGAGCGAGAAACUGCCCUCAUUAUAUUUUCCACAACUCUUCUAUACUGCGGAUACACAGCUGUGCUGAGCACUCUUCCAUCCCAACUGGAGCAAAAGUAUAACUUCAAUGCGUUGCAAGUUGGAUUGUGCUAUAUCCCGUACGGAAUAGGAAGUCUCUCAUCCCGAUGGACAAUCGGAACACUCGUCGACUGGAACUUUCGGCGCUUUGCAAGAAAGCAGGGAGUGGAUAUUGUUGAAAACCGUCAGGCGCCGCUAGAUUUGAUACCAGUUGAGAAGGCACGGUUACAAAUCGCCAUACCAUUGACAUACUGCGCGUCUAUAGUGAUCGCGGGUUACGGAUGGGUAAUGAAUUUUAAAACUAACCUCGCUGGGCCCCUUAUUAUGCUCUUCUUUGUGUCCAAUUUGGUUGCCGGAGUAUCGAGUGUAUUGUCCACCUUACUGAUUGACUUGCACGCCCAUCGACCAGCUACCGUCAACACGGCAAGAAAUCUAUUUCGAUGCUUGGCCGGGGCAGGUGCCGUGGCCGGAGCUGUUCCGUUGAUCAAUGUUAUUGGGAUUGGGUGGUUUGGAAUGAUGAUUGCCUUUAUUUGGGUUCUGUUUAGCCCAGUGGCGGUGGUUGUAUAUAUAUGGGGGCAUGGUUACCGCCAGCGGAAGAAUGCAUACCGCAAACAAGUUCAAUCAUAA
Aspergillus terreus NIH2624 is the source of this 1452-nucleotide messenger RNA. RefSeq lists its product as uncharacterized. Gene Ontology annotation, biological process: transmembrane transport. The coding region runs from base 1 to 1452 and encodes 483 amino acids. Gene Ontology annotation, molecular function: transmembrane transporter activity. The transcript is spliced from 2 exons. Lineage: Eukaryota; Fungi; Ascomycota; Eurotiomycetes; Eurotiales; Aspergillaceae. The record is from RefSeq and is a predicted model, not a curated record.